Siniperca chuatsi (mandarin fish) is the source of this 3087-nucleotide messenger RNA. It is a transcript of the gene shox, whose product is annotated as short stature homeobox. Lineage: Eukaryota; Metazoa; Chordata; Actinopteri; Centrarchiformes; Sinipercidae. Gene Ontology annotation, cellular component: nucleus. Gene Ontology annotation, molecular function: DNA-binding transcription factor activity, RNA polymerase II-specific; sequence-specific double-stranded DNA binding. Gene Ontology annotation, biological process: regulation of transcription by RNA polymerase II. The record is from RefSeq and is a predicted model, not a curated record.
GUGCUCUCAAAUACACAGUCACAACAGCAGGAGUGAUCUCACCUCCUCUCCUCCCCUUCUAUCUAUCGCUGCUGCCAGCCUCAAAAAAGAGCGUAUCCGUGAGCAGUACUGGUGUAUAGAGACGGUAAGGUAUAUACUGAGAAUUCACGGUGGAUUUCCCUGACCAGGACCACUACUGAGCGACAGAGCCGACCAUGGAAGAACUUACGGCAUUCGUGUCGAAAUCUUUCGAUCAGAAAACCAAGGAGAGCAGCAAAGAGAGUAUCACGUACAGGGAAGUUUUGGAGAGCGGUUUGUCAAGGGCGAGGGAGCUGGGCAGCCCGGAGACAAACCUGCAGGACAUAACGGAGGGCAACCACUGCCCGGUGCAUCUGUUCAAGGACCAUGUCGAGCUGGAAAAGGAGAAACUGAAGGACUUUAAUGUUUCGAGGGCGACAGAGGGGAUAUACGAGUGUAAGGAGAAGAAGGAGGACGUGAAGUCGGAGGACGAGGAUGCACAGGGAAAACUGAAGCAGCGGAGGAGUCGCACUAACUUCACCUUGGAGCAGCUCAACGAGCUGGAGCGGCUCUUCGACGAGACGCACUACCCGGACGCCUUCAUGAGAGAGGAGCUGAGCCAGCGGCUGGGACUGUCCGAGGCCAGAGUGCAGGUCUGGUUUCAGAACAGAAGAGCAAAAUGUCGAAAACAAGAAAACCAGAUGCACAAAGGUGUUAUUCUGGGCAGCGGCAGUCACCUCGACGCAUGCAGAGUAGCACCCUAUGUCAAUAUGGGUGCCCUCCGGAUGCCCUUCCAACAGGUCCAAGCCCAGCUUCAGUUGGAUGGGGUCGCCCACUCCCACCCCCACCUGCACCCUCACCUGGCUGCUCGCUCCUUACCUGAUGUUCCCACCCCCUCCGUUCGGACUACCAAUCGCAUCGCUCGCCGACUCGGCCUCUGCAGCAGCGGCAGUGGCGGCAGCUGCCAAAAGCAACAGCAAGAACUCGAGCAUCGCCGACCUGCGACUCAAGGCAGGACUUCUGCGGGGCCAGUGGCUCAGUCCACUCCAGGCACAGAUCACAUCCCAAGGACCGUACAAACACAUGUGGAUGUCUGUCUGAGGGCCAGGCCGGGGCCCGUCAGACCAGAAGACGUUAGAACAAAGCAAACUGGCAGGCAGCAGCAGGGCCAAAAGCAGAGCCUCGCUGAAGCUGGCUGCCGCCAUGUUGACAAUACAGAGGGUUGAGCAUGGGGGAAACAGACCCAAACACCACAUCACCGAGGCAUUGGAACGGCUCUCACCUUUACACCCCCCCCCCCCAUACCCACUCUCACUAGAAAAACGAAGAAAAAAGAAAACAUUAAAAAAGGCCAUAUUUGUCUCCAACCACUGUGUUCCCUGCUGCUGCCAAGUGCAUGAGCUCGAAUGGAGGACCGUUCUGGGACUGGCCUCCAUCCACACCUGACAUAUACGCUCGACAACUGUUUUUAACACUGCCAUUCUACAUGCAACAUACAUACAAAGUGAAAGGUCUCCAUUACGGUUUGAUAUCCUUCUUCUUUUGGACUUGUGCUAUAACAAAAGCAACAACUCAUUUUUCCUUUGCUGCAGAGGGGAGAGAUGUUAUUCUGUGUUGCUGGGUAUGCAUUGGCGAGACUUUGCAUUUCUCCUCACAGCGUGCUCUCUCUCUCUCUCUCUCUCCCUCUCUCUCUGUCUUUAUUUCUUUCUGUUUAUUGUGUUGUAUCCUGGGUAAAGAAGUGAUGAUAGCCUUUGCACUUCAGGUCUUGUAUGUGGGUGUUUACAAAUGGCACUACAAGCAGAUACUACUUUACUAAUUAAAGGGGGAGGGGGAUUUGAUAUUGUCAUGUAAUUGGCAAAAAGGACAUUAUCUUGGAUAAAGGGUAUAAAUGCGUAUUUUUCUUUUCUUUUUUUGUAAUUCUGAAAAUAUGAAGAAAGCAUCAGUCAAACUGAAAUGCAAUGGUGUGCAGUUUAAGUGCAAUACUGUAAAUAGCAAAAAAGUAAAAACAGCUAGCAGUUAACCCUCAACGAUAAAGAGACCCAAUGAAUUUUCUGUUGUUUUUCAUGCACUGUUGGAGUGUUGAAUUUCUUUGCCAAACACACCAGUUUUUCUACAGCAGUGUAUAUUUUAUUUAGUUCGAAAAAGGUCACUCAUUACCAGGUGCCAUAUCCCACGUAACCGCUUAUGCAUUCAAGCAGUUUUGUAUACAUCAGAUACAGCUGUCACUUGUUGAGGAAAACAUGAGCACAUUUUUGGAUGCUGCAGAAAUUAGGGUUGGGUUCUAAAUAAUAAAAAAAAAUCCCUUUGCUACUCUCCUAACAUUAGAGAAAUCCAUUUACUUUUGGAUAUUGGAAAAUGUUCAAAAUAAAACCAACACAAAUCAGCAUUGUAAUCCAAACCAAGCAGUUGUUUACAAUAUGAUUAGCUUAAUUCUGCAUGUUAUAUGUGACAUUUCAUCAUUAAUUUCCAAAUAAUUCAGACUGUAUUUUACAAAUUGUUCCAGACAAAACAGAGCAUUUGGAUUGUUUUGGAAUUCAAAGAUUAUUUUGCUAACCUUUUAAACACUGCUGUCAGAGCUGCGCUAAACAUGUAGAUCUGUUUAAGAUCUAUGUACCUCUAACAGUCUCCAAAAAACAUUUUCUCUGUUAACAGACCUCCAUUUAGAAUUGUUCUCUAUGUCUCCAUUUUAAAUUAAACAUAUUGGUGUUUUAUUUAUUAUUUUGUCUGAAAGUUUAUGAAAGAUGAAAUAGUUGAACUACAAGUGUACAUUUUUACAUGGCUUUGCAUUUAUUUUUGUAUGUUUUUUUUAAGUGUUAAAUUUGAAUUAGGAGGUGUGGCUGUAGUGCAUUGUUUGCCUAAAAAAAUGUAGUGUGUCCGAGUUUACAAACAUUUCAGGGAUGGUUGAAUUGAACAAUACUCCAUGGAAUUUGUUGUACCCAUUAAAACGAUUAUCAUUUCAUAUGCAAGCAUGCCUAAACAUGAAUCAUCGUACAGUUUGUUUUUCCCCUUUUGAUUCACAAAAUAUGAAUGUACAUCUUGUACAAGUAAACUAUCAAUAAAGUUAUAAAUAUUUGUACUCAUAAAUAUAAA